This is a messenger RNA of Laccaria bicolor S238N-H82, 1821 nucleotides long. RefSeq lists its product as uncharacterized. Lineage: Eukaryota; Fungi; Basidiomycota; Agaricomycetes; Agaricales; Hydnangiaceae. The transcript has 10 exons. Gene Ontology annotation, molecular function: sodium:proton antiporter activity. Gene Ontology annotation, cellular component: plasma membrane. Gene Ontology annotation, biological process: intracellular potassium ion homeostasis; regulation of membrane potential; proton export across plasma membrane. Bases 1 to 1821 code for a protein of 606 amino acids. The record is from RefSeq and is a predicted model, not a curated record.
AUGUUCUCGCUCCUGGCACGAGAAAAACUAUACGUCAACGAAGUCGUCCUAGGGACCGCUUUUGGCAUCUUCAUGGGCCCCCACUUUGCAGGUAUAUUCGACCCGCGGUCAUGGGGUGCCCACAGCAAUGCCAUCACCCUCGAAGUCAUGCGCGUGGUCCUCGCAACGGGCUUAUUCGCUAUCGGUGUGGAACUACCCAAGUCGUACAUGGCGAAACAUGCAAAGAGUUUGUUGGCGAUGGUUAUUCCGACGAUGGCGAUUGGGUGGGUUAUCGUUGCUGGGCUUUUGCGUGCCCUGUUUCCCAAGUUUGACUUUAUAUCUUGCCUUGCUAUCGCUGCUUGCUUGACGCCAACUGAUCCUAUCAUUUGUGCUGCCAUCGUCGGCGGAAACUUUGCGAGAAAACACGUCCCCAUCAACUUGCGCCAACUUCUCUCUGCAGAAUCAGCAGCCAACGACGGGUUGGCGUACCCCUUUUUGACCAUUGCGAUUUACCUUACUGUGGACGCUACUAGUCGUGAGGCGAUUGGACACUGGUUCCUCGUUGGGUGGUUAUACCAGGUUUUCUUGGGAGUAUUCAUCGGCGCUUUACUCGGCCUGGGAUUCUCCCACCUCAUGAAAUUCUCGCAUCGGCACGGGUUCAUAGAUAGAGAAUCUUACGUUGCGCAAUACCUCUCCCUAGCCAUCUUUAUCACCGGAAUCGUCAGUACCCUAGGUAGCGACGAGCUCCUAGCCGCCUUUGCCGCAGGAAGCGCGAUAUCAUGGGACGGCGACUUUAACGUCCACACCGAAGGCGAGCUCUUCGCCUCCGUCAUCGACCUCGUCCUCAACUGUGCAUGCUUCAUAUACAUUGGCGCUUGGCUCCCCUUUGAAGCGUUCAAUAUCCCGAUUUUGGGGAUUACCACGUGGAGAUUGCUCUUGCUGACGGUGGGGGUAUUGUUUUUGAGGAGGAUUCCGGCAAUGUUGGUGCUUUAUAGGUGGAUACCGGAGAUUACGAGUUGGCGGGAGGCGUUGUUUUCGGGACAUUUUGGGCCCAUGGGAGUCGGAGCUGUGUACAUCUCAACACUAGCCAUUCACAAACUAGCAACACCACAAAACCCACCGGAAACACAAGCUGACAAACUCGCUACGGCUUUACAUCCCAUCGUAUCGUUCGUCGUCUUGAGCUCCAUCAUCAUCCACGGCCUAUCCAUUCCAUUCUUCAGCGCAGGCCGGAACUUUUCGCGAAACGUCUCCCUCUCUCGUACACUGACCUACGGAGCGAGGGUUCCCGUACCCGAUUGGCUCUUGAACGUCAAUUGGGUGCCUGGUUCGGCUAAUGCGACGACAAUUCAGAGAGAUGAGGAGGCGGAUGAUCAGAUGACGGCUGUCGGGGUUCGGGUGGGGGAGCAUGUUGUCGUUGAUGUUAACCCGCACGCACACUUGCAUUCGCGUUCGGUGAGCGAGGAUAAGAAGACGAGUGGAAAUGUUACGCCGAAGAGGGAAGUUAGCUUUUUGGAGAUGGAGAAGGAGAGGGGGAAGCAAGGGGAUGAAGUGGUCCCUGCCGCUUCGACGUCUGCGCCUGUUCCGAGCCUCGUUCAGAUUCCGGAGGCUAGGGUGCAGAUGAAGGGUGUGCUGGUGGGCGAAGAUGCUGUAAUGCCUACUACGACGGCCGCACAAGGUCUCUCCAAGACGGCUGAACCCCUCCCUUCCAUGGUGACGUCUACCAGUCCGACUGCACAAGUCCCGUCUGCAAUGACUACACCAUCCACACUGGGAGAAAUGCAGCAGAACGUGGUGGCCGACCCGGUUCUCAAAGUUGUCAGGUUCCCUUCAGCUCAAUAA